AUGAGGAUAACAGCGGCGACAUUGUUUCCAUUAUUUAUCGGCUUGUUCGGCUUGGUGGAGAAUGUAAUUGGCCUCAAAGUGAAUAAGGAUCACCAACAUCAGCGGCAGCUCUCAGGUGGUCCGCUCGAUAGAGGUCGGCGAGGUUAUACGUCGGUGAACGAUGACUUUGGCUACAUUUCCGAUGCCAUGCUGCUGGAUGUGCAUGGCGACAGUACCAGCUCGCUCGGUGCAACUGUAUCAAAGGGCGCCAACAGUGCUGGCGUGCCACCGUACAAGUCGGAUGUUUCCACCAGCUUACCGGCUUUCUCCGGGACGGUUACCAACGCGAAACCAACGCUUGGUGCACAUAACCGGGAGGAAGAAGAGGAAGAAGACGACGAGGAGGAUGCUUAUGAGGAUGGAGGCGAGCUAUUGGGAAACUUCGAUGACGACAGUCGAGCGACCGAGGAUCGAGCUCCAAACGCGAACAAGCACGACUCGUUGGACUACACCGAUAACUUUGAGGCAGGAGCUAUCGAUCAGAUCGAGAGCUUUGGGGCGGGAAAUGACGGAACGCCGUAUCCGGCGUUUAUAGUCGAACCAAAGAGUGCUUACGUGAUGAAGAACCGACCAGCCAAGCUGUACUGUAAGGCGUCACAUGCACUGCAGAUCUCAUUCAAGUGCAGCGGAAGUAACAAACCUCCACCGACGGAGAAAGAACACCACACAGAUCCGCACAGCGGUGUGCAGCUGCAAGAAGCCACGGCCACCAUCACCCGAGAGCUCGUCGACGAGUUCUUCGGCUCAGGCCCAUUCGAGUGUGAAUGCCGUGCCUACUCAUCUCGCGGACCUGCCAAGACCCAACCAGUUACGAUCCAAGUGGCAACCAUUAAGAAACAAAUUAGCAUCUCACCGAAGAUCGUGCGCGUCGCCACGGGUGGUCGGGCCGAUCUGAACUGCAUCUUCAAUGCAACACCGGCGGCCAAAGUCGUGUGGCUGAAGAACGGCGUACCGGUGCAAACCAAUUCACCGUUCGUAAUAGUGACCGACAGCACGCUGAUGAUUGCACGAGUGGAACUACAAGACAUGGCCAAUUAUACAUGUGUUGCGGAGAACAUUGCCGGCAAGCGUGUAUCCGAACCAGUUCCAAUCACCGUGUACGUUGAUGGAGGGUGGAGCCAAUGGAGUUCUUGGACGGAUUGCAAAUGUCCCGGUCAUCCCAAGCAAGGGCAAAAACGCACACGUCUAUGCAAUAGUCCUGUUCCAAUAAACAACGGAGCAGCUUGCAUAGGAGCGAGCACGGAGUCUACGCCAGAUUGUCUUCCUUGUUCUGGCGAUGUCCAAAUUGUGAAUCCUAAUAGCUAUCAUCUAAGCGUCGGUCGCUGGUCAAGCUGGUCCGAGUGGAGUGAUUGUGGUCCAGAUUGUACCCAGUUUCGGCAACGCUCGUGUAUUUCUGCUGCGGCUCAAACGUCUUCAGUUGGAAGUGUUCCAGCAGCCACGGCAGCCUUGGUUGCUAACAGCUCAUCGGCCCAAGCUUUCGCUGUUGACAGUGGGGCUAUCAUCAGCUGCGUUGGAAAAAGUCAACAGUCCAUCAAAUGUACUGGAGGAAUGUGUAACUACACGGCACAAGAUUCCGGCUGGUACAUGUACCUAUGGGUCACCUUGAUCGCCGCAUUCAGUUUAGGAAUUUUGUUUGCAGUCUUAAAAUUCAUCCGAAGGAAGAAAACCAUUCCAGCCUACAAUUUGGCUCGCUCAGAAAUGCCGACCGAAUAUUUCGCCAACGAGAGCAAAAAGCUGACCCAUUUCCAGCCGGAUCUGACGCAGAACACGGGCCCCAUCAAUUACGAGUACCCGAUGACAGCGUCCCACCAGCCGCCACCCGCCCAUCUGGCGGGCCACCUACAUCAUCAUCAUUUGUCUUCGCUGCACCACCAGCACGGGAGCAGCCUGCUGGGCCCGGUGGUGGUCGCCGGACACGGACAGCUUCAUCCCCAGGGCCAAUCGCAACAAGCGCCAACCCUUCCGAUCGGGGGCCUUAAAUCGUCAUUGCCUUUGCCACGGUCCAAUUCCGAGCACCAUUACGACGUGCCCCAUUUAUGCAAUAACUACAUCUACCCGCUGGACAAAGUUAGCAUCAAUGAAUCAUACUCGUCGUCCACCUAUUCGAAGCGCGUGUGCAGCGUGGAGUCGCUCGAGACAUCGACCAACACAUCAGCAGAUUCCGCCUACGAUCAGGCACCGAUGAUUCCCAACACAUCGCCCGCCAUCCGACCGACGACCUUAGUGGAGGAGGCGGGCACAUUCCGGGGCACCGAGGUAACUCAGGCGACGCUCACUCCCGCCGGAGCAUUGCUUCGGCUUAACACCUACUCGACCGCGUUGCUAAUCCCCGAAGGGGCCAUUCCGAAGCACCAGCGGCACAGCGUGGUGCUCUCGAUCGUGCGCGACGACAAACAUCACGUGCCGGUACCGACCGGGCCCCGCACAACCUACCUCAGCCCGGUCGUGUUCUGCGGUCCGGUCGAUACGAAAGUAAAUAAACCGAUCGUCAUGCAGCUGCCGCACUGUGCCGAGAACCUUUCCAACUGGGCCUUCUCGCUCUACAGCGCCCCGGACAAUGUAACGGCGUGGAGCAAGGUCGUGACCAUUGGCGAGGAGACGAUCAACACGCCGGCCCUGGUGCAGAUCGACAAGCGGUACGCGUACGUACUGACCGAAGCGUUCGGCAAGUACGUGCUGGUGGGUGAAUCGGCCACCGACAUCCAGGAGCGGGUAGCCUGCAAGAAGCUGCGGCUCUUUAUCUGCGGCCCGUCAACCGUGCCCGAGUUUUCCGAUGUCAGCCUGCGGAUCUACAUCGUCGAAGAUAACCCGGGUGCGGAGGAACGCUGCAGACACUGCGAGCAAGAAAUCGGUGGUGUUGUACUCGGUCGCAGCUCGGUUCUACAUUUUGCCGAUGUCGGACAGGGUCUUAUCAUCGACAUGCGGUGUGUGGGGGGAUGGCGAACGAAGAGUGCCAGCGAGCGACAGACGAUACCGUUCUCGCACGUGUGGAACAGCAACUCCACCGCGCUGCACUGCAGUUUCACCCUGUGUCGAACCGAACACGACAAGUGUGACUUUAAGAUCGAGGUGCAGGCGGCACAGGAUCUCAGUUCCUUCGGUGCACCGGCCACCAUGAGCAUCUCGUCGUUCGUCCCGAUGCCGAAAGAUGGCCAGUGCCAGCAUUCAUCCAGUUCCUUCGAAACGAUGACCAUCUGUAGCGUUGGGUCCGGUUCGGGCGAUCACACCAACGUGCUCACUACCGAUCGCUUCCGGCUGUCGAAGGACGUCAAGCGGAAGCUGUGCCGCUGUCUCGACCCACCCACCCAGAAGCGGAACGAUUGGCGCAUGCUCGCCGCUCACCUCAACGUUGACCGUUACCUCACGUAUUUCGCCACCCGGCCCUCACCCACCGACCAGAUCCUCGACCUCUGGGAGUGCCGCAAUCGCGAGCUGAACGCGCUGCAGCAACUGAUCGAGAUCUGUCGCACGAUGGAGCGACCGGAUGCGGUAGCAAUACUCGAACAGAUCCAAACAGCGCCCUGGGUGUAG
Molecule: messenger RNA, 3570 nt
Organism: Anopheles moucheti
Lineage: Eukaryota; Metazoa; Arthropoda; Insecta; Diptera; Culicidae
Product: netrin receptor UNC5C-like
Exons: 11
Coding region: 1-3570 (1189 amino acids)
Biological process (GO): netrin-activated signaling pathway; motor neuron axon guidance
Cellular component (GO): membrane
Molecular function (GO): protein binding; netrin receptor activity
Source: RefSeq, a predicted model, not a curated record